Messenger RNA from Lodderomyces pseudojiufengensis, 1140 nucleotides. RefSeq names its product putative phosphatidate cytidylyltransferase (gene PTH1). Bases 1 to 1140 code for a protein of 379 amino acids. The record is from RefSeq and is a predicted model, not a curated record. Gene Ontology annotation, biological process: cardiolipin biosynthetic process; CDP-diacylglycerol biosynthetic process. Gene Ontology annotation, cellular component: mitochondrion. Gene Ontology annotation, molecular function: phosphatidate cytidylyltransferase activity. NCBI's taxonomy places the organism in Eukaryota, Fungi, Ascomycota, Pichiomycetes, Serinales, Debaryomycetaceae. The transcript has a single exon.
AUGAUAAAAUAUUGGAUUAGAUCAUUUCAUGUAUCAAUUAGAAAAUAUACAUUUGUUAGUACUACAACACCAUAUUCAGAUAAAUAUUAUAGACCAAUUAUAACAGAAGGGGCAGCAGGAUUUGAUAAAUUAAUUAUACCAAAAGAUUUUUGUGCAGAUAAUCAAAAUUUAAUAAGUGAAAAUGAUUUACAGAAUCAAUUGGUCGAUAUAGUUGAUACUUUCAAAUCUCCAAUAGAUUCAUCAAUUGGUUAUGGAUCUGGAAUAAUACCACAAGAUGGUUAUGAAUUAAAAGAAGAAAAACAAUUAGAUUUUAUAUUUUUAGUUAAAGAUUCACGAAUAUUUCAUCAAGAAAAUUUAAAACAAAAUCCAAAUCAUUAUUCAACUAGUUCUACUUGGUUAAUUAAUCUAAUUCAAGGUAAAAAUGGGAUUUAUUUUAAUCCAUACAUCACGGUAAAAGAAAAAAUUAUAAAAUAUGGAAUAGUUACAAAAAGAUCUGCUUUAAUGGAUUUAAGUGAAUGGAGUUCAUUAUAUUUUGCUGGUAGAUUACAAAAACCAGUAAAUUAUAUAAAAGAUAAUGAUAUAAUGUUAAAAUUUUUAAAUCAAUACAAUCUAAAGAAUGCAAUGACUAUAGCAAUUUUUCUAAUUAAAACAAAUCAAUUUACUGAAAAACAAUUAUAUGAACAAAUUACAAGUUUAUCAUAUUUAGGAGAUUUUAGAAUGAUUGUUGGAGGAGAAAACCCUAAUAAAGCCAAAAAUAUAGUAACAAAACAAUUUGAUAAUUUUAAAAAAUUAUAUGAUCCAAUACUACAAUUUUUCAUUCAUAAAAAUUAUUUGGUAAUUACAGAUAAUGAUGAAAAAAAUAGAACUUUUAAAACAAAUUUAAAUAUAAAUUCAAGAAUUAAAUUAAUAAGUUGUUUACCAUUACAUUUUAGAACUCAAUUAUAUAGUAAAUAUCCAGAAUCUUCUAUAAAAGAUAUUGCAAAAGAUUCAAAUUUACCAAAUAAUAUAAAGAAUCUUAUAGCUAGAACCAUUACUUAUAGUUCAAUUUUACAAACUAUAAAGGGAGUUUUAACUGCUGGAAUAUUUAAAUCAAUUAAAUAUGCUCUUGCUAAAAAGAGUAAAAGUAAACCAACAAAUUAA